Armigeres subalbatus is the source of this 2078-nucleotide messenger RNA. RefSeq names its product transcription factor mef2A. Bases 822 to 1709 code for a protein of 295 amino acids. The record is from RefSeq and is a predicted model, not a curated record. Lineage: Eukaryota; Metazoa; Arthropoda; Insecta; Diptera; Culicidae. The transcript has 5 exons.
AAGUUCCCCAUACUCCGGUACGUGCGCGCGGUGUCCUUUCGGGACCUGGAGCUUUUUUUUAUUUCCACAUCAUCUACCCGGUGGGACCGGGAGUGGCACGUUCGGGAUCGUGGGUGAGGACGGGCAGCGACGGUCGGUUGAAGGGCGAUUUUUCUAUCGUUUCCACAGUUUUCCACCCAUUUGAAUCCCGGAAGGGAAACGGAAGUGUCAAGUGAUUACGGCAGUGCAUGGAAAUUGAUAUUGCUGCAGCAGCCAACACGACACGAGUUCAGUGCCGCGAGAGGUUAUCAGCUGCUGUGGCGAUUGUUGCAGCAAGCUCCGGAAAGUGGUACAUAAAAGGUUUCGCACCACCGACCGUUCGUUGGGUGGGAUGGUAGUCGAUUCGAUAAUCAUAUGCAGAUUGAAUGCGGCAUGCUAGCCCAGAGGAUUUAGGCAGCAAUUUUCUCGCGUCAUUACUUUCCGAAUUUAAUCGACAACAGAUCUGUUUUAACGUGAAAGCUGUGUCAAUCAGUGAACCAAUUGUUCGGUAGCCGACUGGCAGUUUGAAACUCUGAGUCCCAAGUGAAUGUAAGGGAGUGUUUGAAGAAGGACGACGUAUCGGAAGGAAUAGAAAAGAAAAGCCAUACUCCCCCGCUGGGAUACGAAUUGAUCAAUUCGUCCGUGCAAAAGUUGCUGAAUCCGUUUGCGGUGUAUUCUUCCAUUCGUUUGUUGGGUUCGGCUCCCCCAGGAGCAAGUGAAAAGUGAUUCAAGCUGUGAAAGUGGGAUUGAAUUCCGGAUUUAGAUAUUGACAUAUCAGAGCAUAUCAGCGUAGCAGCGGCAAGAUGUUUUGGAUUCUACGGCGGACCGGAGCGGUCAAUUUCUUCAACUCAAUCAAUAACAACUAUGCGGUCAAGGGAGGGUCUGGAUCCGGCAGCAAUUCAGAUAAAAACGGCUCACGGCCACCCCGGAGGGCUUACGGCCGGCUCAGCGUGGAAUCCGACGAUGCUCAAUCGCUUCGACGUGAGACCGAGCUUAACGACAAUCUGAUUGAUGUGGAUGAGGAAUUAAACGAGAGCAACUACAACAGCCAUCACCACAACAGCAACAUGAACAACAAUAACAACAACAACAAUGUCCUGGUGAAAAAUCAGAACAAAGCAGUUGUUGGCAGCACAGCCACGACAACGACGACCACGAUGAUGAUAAAUGGCUGCCCUUCGCAUCUGUUCUCGCACGAUAGCUACGACGACUACGGCAAUGGUAACGGGUGCGCGGGUGGAGGUGCUGGUGCUGGUGGCUGCGGCGACGAUGUGAACCGGAAUCAGUCCAACUGCACUGAAACCGACUCGGACCAGGAACUGGACGCCACCAUCAAGGAGCAACGGCUCGAGGAGCAAGCCAUUUCGCGACUGCAAGCGAUGGCCCUGUCCGAUGACGACGAGUACGAUGAAUCGCUGACCUGCAAUGUAUGUGACCGGGCAUUUCACUGUCACCGACAGUUGGCAUCCCACCAGCAGAAGAAACGACAUUUUGGCUGCAGCGGUUGCGACAGUCUGUUCCCAUCGCUGAUGCUGCUCGAGCACCACAAGGAGGAGUUCGAACACUGGAGCGACUUCGAGGACGACGGACGGCUGCCGUGCUGCCGGCGAAACCGGCGGGACGAUGACUACACCGACACGGACACGGGCACCAGCGACGCCGAAAGCGAGGACCUGGAGCGGUUGCUGUAAGGCGCGGGAGGGGAGGGCUUCGGCAUCGAUGGCGCGGAACGGAAAGAUGACAGAUGGUGUUUUCCGUCACAGAGGGAAUUGAUUAAAUGGAUGGACGGAUAGCACCAGUCGAUAAUCGCCUGGGGCUGAAAAUAACUCCGUUGGCGAUUGAGGAUGAGUGAGAAGUGGGAAGGAUACCAUUAAAUCGUUUUGAAAAUGAGAAUUGCGGCAGAUGCGAUUAAAUUGGCUUGAAAGACUUGAUAAACAACUUAAUUGAUUAAGUGAAUCAAAACUGAUUUAGUAAUAAGUCAUGUGAACCGAAACUUGACAAUUUAGUAGCCAUCAUGAGCUCGUGAUCCAUUAAAUGUAAAGUGUAAAGCAUCGAAAGAA